This is a messenger RNA of Hibiscus syriacus, 447 nucleotides long. RefSeq names its product 3-hydroxy-3-methylglutaryl-coenzyme A reductase 2-like. Gene Ontology annotation, cellular component: endoplasmic reticulum membrane; peroxisomal membrane. Gene Ontology annotation, molecular function: hydroxymethylglutaryl-CoA reductase (NADPH) activity. Gene Ontology annotation, biological process: sterol biosynthetic process; isoprenoid biosynthetic process; coenzyme A metabolic process. NCBI's taxonomy places the organism in Eukaryota, Viridiplantae, Streptophyta, Magnoliopsida, Malvales, Malvaceae. The transcript is spliced from 2 exons. The record is from RefSeq and is a predicted model, not a curated record. Bases 1 to 447 code for a protein of 148 amino acids.
AUGGCCCUGCAAUAUCAAUUAGAACAAGUUGAUUAUCUUUUAGGAUUUAACUAUGCAAGGCUUGAUGAUGAUCGAAUCGACAAAUUGUUCGAUGAAAAGCCUUUGACAGAUUUAACGGAGGAAGACGAGGAGAUAAUUAAAUCUGUUGUGGCGGGAACAAUUCCUUCGUAUUCGUUGGAAUCGGAAUUAGGUGAUUGCAAGAGAGCGGUUGCAGUUAGGCGUGAGUCGUUACAGAGAUUAAUGGGCAAGUCAUUGUCUGGAUUGCCCUUGGAGGGGUUCGAUUACAAGUCGAUUUUGGGUUUCCAUUGUGAGAUGCCGAUCAAGUACUUGCAGAUUUCCGAGGGAAUUGCUGGGUUGUUGUUGCUUAAUGGAGGAGAGUUCUCGGUUCCCAUGGCUACCACUGAAGGUUGCUUGGUUGCUAGCACUAACAGGGAAAGUUUGUUUUAA